UUCAUUCCCAGGCUGGUCAAACAAAACUCCUGAGCGAGAAUACUGAUGUUGUCAGUCAGUAGCGACAUGCAAGCAGCCUUACCAGCUGGAAUGUACUGUCUCCUUCAGUAUUGUGAAGUACAUGUAUAGUGCUGUGUAGUGUCGUGGAGGGUAUCAAGAAGAAGCUGCACUGCCCGUUAUCAACUACUUGACGAGGUCCUCUGAUAAGAGAUUGCUGGCAGCAGCUCCAGUAUCUGAUCCUAUCUCUAACGACCAGGAGUGAUUUACUUUAUCGUUGACACGACUGGCAACCCGGUGACAAAGCGCACAGCAGGAUCUAAAAAAUCAUCACCCUAACAAACCAACAUUAUCACAAAAUGGCCAUGGCUUUGUGGAGAGAUACACGAAUUCGUGCAGCAUGCACCACAGCGCUCCUCAGCGUUAUCGCAUUGCUGUUGAUGGAAGACGCUCAAGGGAUGGCACCAUCCGCUGCACAUAUUUGCCAGCCUGCUCCGUACAAUCUUGAGCUGAAGCACGAAGGCUGCGAGAGCAGAAUUCAGCCAACGGAUACGUGCAAGGGGCUGUGCACCUCUCACUCUGAACCAGACUUGACCGGGAACGGUCAAAUGGUGGAACACUGUAAGUGCUGUAUUCCCAAGACAAUGGAGUCGGCCAACGUCACGCUGAACUGUCCCGGACGAGAGCCGGUCGUCAUGCGCGUGCCGCGCGCCACCAAGUGCAAGUGUCGGCCGUGCGACAAGCGGCCAGAGUGAAUCACGAGGACACGCGGCUGCUGCCUGCCUUGCUGCUGAGCAUGGCAAUCGGUGAAACUGCUGGUCUAGUGGAAACGCACUCUCUCUCUCUCAAUCUCUCCAUCCAUUUCUCUCCUUGUUGCAUGAUCUCUCUCUCUAUUUAUCUAUCUCUAUCUCUCCCUUUCUAUCUCUCUGUCUCUCCCGUCCCCACUCUCUGCUUUGGUGGUGUACGUAGUUAUGACUGCGUCGAAUGUGUAUGCUGCGCUUGAUCCUUCUUGAGACACCUAGAGAAACAUAUACGUUAGGUUUACGAACUCCUCGGUCCUCAGCUCGUGGCAACUAGACGACUUGUAUUGAGAUGGUACAAGGCUGCACUAUGAGUGGCGCUGGUGCAUUCAGGAACUGUACGUUAAAUGUACGCAGAGCCUCGAGACCAGUCGGCUGUUGAAUCACAUAAUCACACGCAACCAAUUCUGGCACAUCACUUAUCCCAUCCCACGACCGAUGCAAUCAUGAUUGCCACAUAGUCAACAUAGCCCCAUGACCCUGGUAGAACAGUGGCGACAGCAGCAAAUAGAUCUUCACUCCUUAGACAUUAUCUUUAUUGUUCUCAUGAUUGCUCUGCUCUGGUCCUGAGAGCAGCCAUUUACUUUGAUAAUGAUUACAUUGCUGCGUGAUAAAGUGUUGUUAUCUGACAGUAAUCUCAAUUAUUUCAUCCCCUUUUGAAACUUCAAGCACAUAAACUUCUCACUGAAAAAUUGCGAUGAUGAAACGAACUGCACGCAAAUGCAUCGCAAUGCAUAUCCAUCUAUCUUCACAUUGCUGCCCUUAUCCAGAAUCGCACACCUUUUCAACAUAAUAAUGAUUCUCUUAGCAAGCAAUCCAGGAACCCGUAGUGACUAUAAUGACUUAGAUAAUAGUCAUAAUCUCCAGACAGACACACACACACAUAUACACACACACAUACACACAUACACACACACACACACAUAUACACACACAUACAUACAUACACACACACAUAAUAUACACACACAUAUACACAUGCAAGCGCACACACACACCACACGCACACACACACACGUACACACUCAUACAUCCACACAACGUACAACGACUCAUUGAACGACUUGAUCUCUUUUCCGAAGCAAACAUUGUAUGUACAUGUAUCACCUUCCAACCGUUAGCAUUAGACUGCUGUUCACAUUUCUUUGACGUAAUUAGUUUGAGUACAAUCUUCAAACACUUGACAUCCUUCACCUAAAAUACCUUCUUUCUUUUAUUGUUGACCCAACAACAGAAAUGCUAAAAGCCA
Messenger RNA from Sycon ciliatum, 2046 nucleotides. RefSeq names its product bursicon-like. Lineage: Eukaryota; Metazoa; Porifera; Calcarea; Leucosolenida; Sycettidae. Bases 357 to 752 code for a protein of 131 amino acids. The transcript has 4 exons. The record is from RefSeq and is a predicted model, not a curated record.